Pteropus alecto (black flying fox) is the source of this 6695-nucleotide messenger RNA. RefSeq names its product zinc finger and BTB domain containing 21 (gene ZBTB21). Lineage: Eukaryota; Metazoa; Chordata; Mammalia; Chiroptera; Pteropodidae. Bases 125 to 2701 code for a protein of 858 amino acids. Gene Ontology annotation, molecular function: protein binding; DNA-binding transcription factor activity, RNA polymerase II-specific; RNA polymerase II cis-regulatory region sequence-specific DNA binding. Gene Ontology annotation, biological process: negative regulation of DNA-templated transcription; regulation of transcription by RNA polymerase II. Gene Ontology annotation, cellular component: nucleus. The record is from RefSeq and is a predicted model, not a curated record. The transcript has 3 exons.
GAUGACGUCAAAUUCAAGAUGGAUGGAAUCACAGCGGCAGCGGCGGCUGCGGCGCGCGCGAGCCGAGUGUGAGCGGAAAGGGGCCCGGCGCCUGCCUCGGGGCUGAAGGCCGGUAAGCCCAGCAAUGGAGGGAUUGCUGCACUACAUCAACCCAGCACAUGCCAUUUCUCUCCUGAGUGCUCUCAACGAGGAGCGCCUCAAAGGACAGUUGUGUGACGUUCUUCUGAUUGUUGGAGACCAGAAAUUUCGAGCUCAUAAAAAUGUCUUGGCUGCCAGCAGUGAAUACUUUCAGAGUUUAUUCACAAAUAAGGAGAAUGAGUCACAAACUGUAUUUCAGCUUGACUUUUGUGAACCAGAUGCUUUCGAUAACGUUUUGAACUACAUUUAUUCUUCGUCUUUGUUUGUGGAGAAAGGCAGCCUUGCUGCGGUCCAAGAGCUGGGCUAUAGCCUGGGGAUUUCCUUUCUGACCAACAUCGUCUCUAAAACCCCUCAGGCCCCGUUUCCGGUGUGUCCCAACAGAAAAACAGUAUUCAUAGAACAUGAUGAAAACAGCUCUCAAAAGAGAAGUGUCAUUGUCUGUCAGAGUAAAAACGAAGCACAAGGGAAAACUGUUAGUCAAAACCCGCCCGACGCGAGCCACAGUCCCCGGCUCUCCCCUAGCAUCGCGGUCAAGGCCAAUGCCGGCAAGCCCCAUGUUCCAAAAGCCACCGAACCGCUUCACAGCUUGUCAUCGGCUGAAAAAAGUUGGCCCCGAGACGCUUCUGUGGGCUACGCGAAGUCUCUCGAGCGUUCUGGGUCCCUGGAGGACCCCAGCAGAAGCAUCCUGGUGAGAAGGACCGCAGCACUGCCUUCCACGCCUCUGCAGGACAGAGAGGCGGCGGACGAGAAGCCGGGCGGCAGCGGCCAGCUUCCCAAAGGGAAGGCUAUCGAGCUGGCUCUGAAAAGGCCGCGGCCGCCCGUCUUAUCUCUCCGAAGCUCCUCGGAGACACCCUACCUGUUGAAAGAAACGAGCAGGGGCAGCAUUCCGGGCGAGGACCGGAACCUGCUGUACUACUCGAGGCUGGGCCUGGUCAUCCCGUCCGGCGGGUCCGCCACGGCGAACCAGAGCAUCGACAGGAGCGGCCCGCUCGUCAAGAGCCUCCUCCGGCGGUCCCUGUCAAUGGACAGCCAGGUCCCCGCCUGCUCACCCUCGGUGGAGCCGAGGUCUUCCCAGGGCUUGUCCUCGGUGCCAGGCGACACUCCGGGGAACGUGUUUUGUGCUUUGUCUCAGAAGUCGUCUUUGAAAGACGGCGGUGACAAGCUGGCCCUGGACGAGCGGCCUCCCGCCGCCCCGCCACACCGCCUCAGGUCCUUCAGCGCUUCCCAGUCCCUAGGGAGGGAUGGCACCGAGGCUCGGAUCAAGACGGAGCCCCGCAGCCCGCUGGCCGACCCCUCCGACAUCAUCCGCGUCACCGUGGGGGACGCCACGGCGGCGGCCUCCGGCACCAGAGACCUUUCCCUGAAGAUGGAGGACGACCAGAAAGACAUGAGCCGACUCCCGGCGAAGAGGCGCUUCCAGGCGGACCGCAGGCUGCCGCCCAAGAAGCUGAAGGUGGACGCGCCCGGCCACCCCGCGCCGGAGGACGGCCUCCAGGGCGGCCCGGGCCCCGCGCUGCUCGGCGCGGACUCCCCGCAGUCCGACUCGAACAAAGAUGAGUUCGAGCAAGGAAGCCACGAGCGCCUGUGCCGCAGCGCGACCGUGUGCCCGUACUGCAGCCUCAGGCUCUUUUCGCCCGAGCUCAAGCGCGAGCACGAGAGCACGUGUGAGUACAGGAAGCUGACGUGCCUCGAGUGCAUGCGCACCUUCAAGUCCUCCUUCAGCAUCUGGCGGCACCAGGUCGAGGUCCACAAUCAGAACACCAUGGCGCCCGCCGAGAACCUGUCCUUGCCCGGCGCCGACCACAACGGCGAGGCCACCGGCGCCCCCCGGCCCCCGGCCCAGCCCGAGCCUCCGAGAGCCAACCACGUGGCCACGGCCAAAGACGACGGCGCGUUCAGCGACUGCUCCGAGCAAGUGAACUUCGACUCGGAGGACUCCUCCUGUCUCCCCGAGGACCUCAGCCUGUCCAAGCAGCUGAAGAUCCUGGUCAAGGAGGAGCCCGUGGGGGAGGCCGAGGGCGAGGCGCCCGAGGUCGGCGCGGCCCCCCAGGCGGGGGCGGCGGCCCCGAGCCAGGACCCCGGGCUGUGGCCCUGCGAGAAGUGUGGCAAGGCCUUCCCCGCGCACAGGCAGCUGGAGCGGCACCAGGAGCUGCUGUGCUCCGUGAAGCCCUUCAUCUGCCACGUGUGCAACAAGGCCUUCCGCACCAACUUCCGGCUCUGGAGCCACUUCCAGUCCCACACGUCUCAGGCCGCAGAGGACCCGGCGCACAAGGAACCCGAAGUGUGCCCGGUCCCCGCAAACUCUCCGUCGCCGCCACCCCUGCCUCCGCCCCCGCCGCUGCCCAAGAUCCAGCCCCUGGAGCCCGACAGUCCCACGGGGUUGUCCGAGAACUCGGCUCCCGCCCCGGAGAAACUGUUUGUGCCCCAGGAGUCGGACACACUCUUCCACCACGCCCCGCCCCUGUCCGCCAUCACGUUUAAAAGACAGUUCAUGUGCACACUUUGCCACAGGACAUUCAAGACCGCGUUCAGUCUUUGGAGUCAUGAGCAAACUCACAACUGACGACCACCCGUUCCCAUUACGGAAUGCAGGGGCGGUCUCCAGAAACAGAAUGUUUUCUUACAAAAGAAUAAUAAAGGUUGGAAAUUGUUACGCUUGAAUAUAAGUUUGAGGUAAACUGAUAUUAAUUAGCGAUGUCCUUGCUCAAUUUAGGAAAACUGUAAAAAAUUCAAAAAAUUCUGUGCUUCUGGGCCUUAUAGUCGCAGGAGAAUUCGACUUCAUCAAGGUUGAAAUUUGAGCCUGGCCGUCCGCUGGCUCCCCGGUCUGCGGUGUCAGUAUAAUCUUUUACUUGGGGUUUUGUGUUUCUUACUGAUUUGCAGUUAGCGAAACAACCAUUCAAGGAUUUCUUCUUUUGAUUACGUCAGACAUCUAAGUCCUAGUUACAUCUUAGCCAUGUUCUUAAGUCCACAGUGGAUCAGGAAGCAGUCUAAUAGUUUGCAGUAUUAAAUCUUCUACUUUAGCAAUAAAAAAAGAAAAAAAAAUGAUAAACCUCAACUUUAAUAAGUUUAUCCUGACACUUGAUAAAAAUUCUUGGCAUUUUGUGGUCACCUAGAACUUUUUUUUUGUAUGAAAAUUGUGAGAAAUUUAAAUCAGCAAUAGUAAUACUUAGAUUUUUAUAAAAUAAAAUUUGCUCUUGGGUCAUUUAGUAUAAUUAUUGAUGGAAGACUUGAGAAGUGAACAUAGUGAGGUUUCUGGAAGGCCUCUAAAGUGAGUUCACAGAAACUUCAGUAGCGAUAGACACUGUCAUCCAAACGGCCACCCUGUGCCACGUAUACACACAUCACAGUUCUAAGCUCGGACCAGCAUUCGAAGGACUGUGAGUGUUUGGUUUCCUCUGGCUCACGCUGCCACAGGUUGAAAGUCUGAGUGCGUUUGACAGAGAUGACGUGGCACUAAUGUUGAAUUUAGCAACAUCGGUACAUACAGCAAAUGAGGCCGGGACGUCCAUUUACGUAGGUCGGAGUCAGCACAGCUGCUCCGAACCCCAAAUUACCAUUCCCCUUCCAGAGACUGGGAGCCGUGCAGCCUCCCCUUGCUUUUCAAGAAUAAGAUUUACAAAUAGGAUUUCCUGCCUCUUUGUCCUGUGAUGUGUUCCGUUAGAAUUUGUUGGAGUUUUUCCUGGUAAAGCAUCCAUUCUGCUUUAAGUCACCGCUUAGCAUUUCACACGUAGGUGUGAAAGCACUGUCAAGGGUCCAAAGUUUGUUUUCCUACUUAUUUUGGCCCCUGGGGUUUGGCUUUUUUCCUUCUUUCUAUUUUGUAUAAGUUUUAAUUAAAAGCCUUUUAGUAGGUGUCAUCUAAAGUGCAAGGGGCUGUUUCAAAAGGGAAAAUUUGUACUUCACAGUUGGGGCAGAGGUUAGAUAUCUAAAAGGAAAAUUGCACAAACUACAAAAUCCCUUUAAGGUAGUGGUAUGGAUUAAGACUCCAAGUUUAUUAACUUUUUACAAGAUAUCCUUUCAAAUUAAGAAGGCAACUGCCGUGACUAAGAAAUAAUUUGCUGAGUAGUCAAAUUUGUGCUCCAGCAGCAAAGAACCAUGCUCAUUGGUCUCGUUACCACUGGUAGGAAAGGCGUUCUUUUCCUGAAACCAGCAUUCUUGUAAAAUACUAAUUGACUUUGUACGUUAGAGAAAUUACCUGAGAAGUUUUGCCUUUUUCAUUCGAAAACCAUCAAAAGUCCCAAAAUAUUUGAGUGGUUACUUCUUGUUUCCGUUCUUACUUAAAUUUGAUGGAGAAAGUAAAAUAAAAUUAAGUUACAGUAAAUGGUUGUUGUCAGCUUUACAUUUCCUUGAAGAAAUCUAUGCAUUUUAAAGGCAAAACUAAAGCAUACGACUCGGCGCGAAAUGGUAGGGUGGGUUGUCGUCCGCUGAGUUCGUUCCCUGCAUAGUGUUUCUCACCCCAGCACCUCGGUGGCUGUCAUGUCAGGAGACACUUUCCCUCAGAGGAACCGUUGCUUCCGGCUGUUGGAGCAUGUGUAAUAAGUUCAUGGUACACACAGUAUCUUGGCAUUGGAAAUUUCAAUAUGCCAGAACUUGAACCUUUAUGCUACAUUUUUGAGGAUUUUUAAUAAUGUUAAUCAGUACAAGAAUAUUUUUUAUCUAAAUGUAGGCUCUGCCUAUCUCUUAGAUUUUAAAAAUUGCCAGUGUUUUGUCUUGUUCACGUUUUUGUCUAGGCAAGGAACAUAAGAUUUCAAAUAAAAUUUUGAACCAAAAACAUUUAUAAUGCAGUUCUGGUUUUUCUAUUACUUUUUAUACUGUACCUUGAAAGCAUUAGGCUCAAAGAGUUUAUUUUGGUGGUCAAAAAAUAAAAUAUGCUUCCACUCACGUAAGUAUUUUAAACGUUAAGUGAAAUAAUGGAAGAUGUUAAUUGCUUUAUUCAGUGAACAAGUUUUUUAAGAAUGUCUAUCUUAGCAGAUACGUGGUGUGGGACAGCUUGGUCUCACAUUGUCGCAGCUCUUUAGCUAGCAGAUGAAAAGUUUUUAAUGAUUGUAAUUUUUGAAAAUCUGUAGCAAGUUCAUUAUUCCUUGUAAGUAUUCAGGAUGCCUACUUUUCGUAUGCAAUUCUGGAAAGAAUGAGAUGUUUUAAUAUAUUCUUUGUUAUUCCGAGAACCUGUUACUGAAUCUUUUUUUUUUUUUUCGUGUGGGGAAGGGAGGAACACCGUAAAAUGUGUUAUUAUCAAGGUAAGCAAUGGAGGUAACAUACUGUACGUUUUUUAUAGUAAUAUUUCAAGAUUCAUAGAAUAUUUACCUUUAAAACUGGUUAUGGUUAGUAUGCAUUUAUAAUUUUAACAGAAUUCACAACUAACAAUUCAACAGUGAUGUCAUGUGCACUGUGGGGAGAUGUGAGUGGUUCUUGGUUUUCUGAUUUGGAAUGGUGGUUAUAGCCUUCUCUUUAAAAAUGUGCCCGGCAUGUCGUCGGUGACAGCCCAGUCCACACACACCGUCGUCGGUGCUGAGGAUGGAAACCAAGGCACGGGUAAAGCGUGCUCCUUGGUGGCAGCAAGGGUAUGUUUAUCCUCAGGCCAACCGGACAGGGUGAGGGAGAGACGAGAACUAACUGAUGGAAAGUGAGCCUUCGUUCUGUCAAAUUUGUGUGCGUGCGCGUGUGUGUGUGUGCAUGCGUGUGAACAACCAUAAUCUGGGACUCUAGGAAGUAAAAUUGAAUUUUCUUACUAUAAAAAUAGAUAUUCAUAACAGGUUUCUUUAUAAAUUGCACUAAUUAGUAUUGGAAUAUUACAAUUCAGUUUUAUCCAUUUCUGAUGUCUCUGACGUUUUUUGCAAUAAUUGUAAAAGGCAUUAUUGAUUUGAAUAAUGCUAGCACAUGUUUUUUAAUAAGUUCUUUAACACUGGCAUUCUUAAGUUUUAAAAACAGGUGUUUCUCUUGUGGCUUUAGCACUUUAAGGAGUUGAAUGUUUGCCUGAGUUCUAAUACGCUGGGUCAGUGCUGCUCAGCGUGUUCUCCGUGCGGCAUUGCCACGUGACCAAGGGGAAGACUGACCAGUCGGCGUUUAGAUUUGGGAGGAGAAAAUGAGUUAAUGUCAGGUUCUUAAAAUUUUUCUUUUAGAGACAGUCAUUUGGGAACCAAAGUCUUUUACAGCAAAUCUUUAAACCGAUCGAAUUCACCGCUCUUUAGUCGUGCGGGUGCCGUCAGGUUUUCACACACAUUCUUGGUGAACGCUGAUUUUCAAAAGGUGAUCGUUUCUUACUGACGUUAAUCCAAGACUAUUUCAGAAUUUUCAUUAAGUAAAGGCUUAUUGUUAAAAGAAAAACCGAUGUGGUUUUAUAAUUGUGUAUAUUUUGUCGUCCUAUGCCUUAGCAGAGUAAACCAUGGUUCAGUUUUAUUUAGGAAUAAGCUUUUUUGGAUUGAAAAUUUAUAGUAAAAUAGGAUUUCUAUCUGAUGUUAAUCCAUUGCUUAUUUGUAUCCAAUUCUGUUGUCUGUUUACUUUGCUUAAAUCUCAACUAAGAAUGAUUGGAGUCAAUAAAUUUGUACUGUAUUUUGUUUUGA